AUGUUUCACUCUUUCAUAUAUACUGCUAAUCUGGACCCACCAUGCGACUCGCAAACCAGUGCGACAUACUUGUUUGAUCAUGCAGAUCUUGAGAUCAUUUCCGCCGAGCUCCUAGGAAUAAUCGCUUGCUCUAAACAACAAGAUGCACUGGGUCAGGAAUCCCUGGGCAUUGAUAAGGCCAGGCAACUAUUCACCCCUUUUAACAUCGCCAAAUUUAUUAGAGCAUUCUUCGACAAUCCAUUUCACACUCACUACAUUACUCCGGCCGCAUUCAGCUUGAACAAAGCCUCAAAUCUUCUUGUUCUCACAAUUGUGCUACUAGGUGCAGUUUACAAUAAACCUUACCGCUCAGAUGAUUUGGCAACAUACUCAAAUAUCACUGAACACUUAGUAUUUGAAGGACCAUCUUUUAAGAAGCUGUUAGAUGGAAAUCGUGAAUCCCUUGAGUUUGGUGACACCCUGGAAACCCUUCAAGCUGCAAUGCUUGUUGUUAUUCUGCAGUCCUAUAAGGAAAGUCCUGAUAGCAUACGACGCAUUCGCUUGCAACGCAUGCCAACUAUCUUUACUGCCAUUCGUAUGCUCGAGUUGAAUAAGAUUACGAAUGACUGUAUUCCUGGAGUUUCAGACUGGGACACAUAUCUUCUCCGUGAGAGUCUUGUCAGAGUCAUGGCGGGCAUCUACCUGCUGGACUGUUAUUGUGUUAUCUUCUUUCGCUAUCCUACCCUUCUGAGACUCGAUGAGAUAGCUUUUGAAAUACCACAACGGGAUGACCUAUUCCAUGCUCACAACGCCACUGAAUGGGAGGAACUAUCAUUGAAAGAUCAGAAGCCCCACGUACCAUUACGAUUGCGGGCCGUUCUCCACGACUUCAUGAGGCCCGAAGGCGAACCUCCUCAACACGGGGAAUAUUUUCCAAAUACUAUAUUCGGAUCAUUUCUUGUUCUUUCCGCGAUACAAUGUGUACUAUUUGACCUGUUAGCGCUGCACACAUUCAUGAAUGACAUCCGAGUCUUUGAACCGGUGGAACGUGCAUUGGAUCGGUGGAAGAUCCACUGGGACUCAUUGUACCAAGGGAUUGAACCAGGUACUGCCAAGCGAGCCGGAUUCAUUAUCCAUGCCGCCGAAUUCUGGUGUGUCGCCAAGGCGCUCGUAAAGCACCCAUCUGCUGCGUGGCCUGAAGACAGCAAGGAUACGUUGGAUACGACACAAAGCUUUCGUCGUCUGGUGGACAGGUUGAUGUCUGAUGAUGAUACUGCAAAAGUAGUUUAG
Aspergillus tubingensis is the source of this 1269-nucleotide messenger RNA. RefSeq names its product 2OG-Fe(II) oxygenase family protein. The transcript is spliced from 3 exons. Gene Ontology annotation, molecular function: zinc ion binding; RNA polymerase II cis-regulatory region sequence-specific DNA binding; DNA-binding transcription factor activity, RNA polymerase II-specific. Gene Ontology annotation, cellular component: chromatin. The record is from RefSeq and is a predicted model, not a curated record. The coding region runs from base 1 to 1269 and encodes 422 amino acids. Gene Ontology annotation, biological process: DNA-templated transcription; regulation of transcription by RNA polymerase II. Lineage: Eukaryota; Fungi; Ascomycota; Eurotiomycetes; Eurotiales; Aspergillaceae.